Alligator mississippiensis (American alligator) is the source of this 2876-nucleotide messenger RNA. It is a transcript of the gene GFI1B, whose product is annotated as growth factor independent 1B transcriptional repressor. Gene Ontology annotation, molecular function: DNA-binding transcription factor activity, RNA polymerase II-specific; RNA polymerase II cis-regulatory region sequence-specific DNA binding. The record is from RefSeq and is a predicted model, not a curated record. NCBI's taxonomy places the organism in Eukaryota, Metazoa, Chordata, Crocodylia, Alligatoridae. Gene Ontology annotation, biological process: regulation of transcription by RNA polymerase II. Gene Ontology annotation, cellular component: nucleus. The transcript is spliced from 7 exons. The coding region runs from base 102 to 1094 and encodes 330 amino acids.
CACAGAGAAGGCAACGUCUUGCUGGCAGUUUGUCUGGGGAGAUUUCAAGACUGAGCUCGAAUCCUGCAAACCCAGUCCCCCAAACAGGAGGUAAAUAAAAAAUGCCACGUUCCUUUUUGGUGAAGAGCAAGAAGGCCCAUACAUACCACCAGCACCGCUUUGUGGAAGAUGAUCUGCCUCUAUACACCUGGGUUCCAGUAACCUCCCCCUGCACUGCCACAGGCGACAAGUCACCCAAGGAAAUGAAAAGCCAGGACCCAGAACACCUGGUUCCAAAACAAGAGGACUCUGCUGGCCUGAAAGAAGAAAGUGGCCCUGCACAGUAUCUGAACAGAACUUCAGCUCAAGAGACACCCAUCUCAGCUCUGCAAAUGAAGGACUGCAGAAAUUCAACAACCUCUCCUGCCUUCUACAAGCCCAAUUUCUCUUGGGACACCUUCCAUUCCCCUUACAGCUACAGACAGAUGUCUUCCACCAUGCAGUCAGCCCUCUUGGAGCACUCAAUUAGCUUGUACAGCAGCCACCUCCUACAAAGCUCUGAGCCCCCAAUUGAUUACAGCAUGCAUUACUCCCCAGACAUGGAGACCUAUCACUGUGUGAAGUGCAACAAGGUAUUCUCCACCGCUCACGGCCUGGAGGUCCAUGUCCGCAGGUCACACAGUGGGACAAGGCCAUUUGCUUGUGACGUGUGUGGCAAAACCUUUGGACACGCUGUGAGUCUGGAGCAGCACACAAACAUCCACUCUCAGGAGAGAAGCUUUGAAUGCAAGAUGUGUGGAAAGACUUUCAAGCGCUCGUCCACCCUGUCCACCCACCUCCUGAUCCAUUCGGACACGCGGCCCUACCCCUGCCAGUACUGUGGAAAGCGCUUCCACCAGAAAUCAGACAUGAAGAAACACACCUACAUUCAUACCGGUGAGAAGCCCCACAAGUGCCAGGUGUGUGGCAAGGCCUUCAGCCAGAGCUCCAACCUCAUCACUCACAGCCGCAAGCACACCGGCUUCAAGCCCUUCAGCUGUGAGCUCUGUACCAAGGGCUUCCAGCGCAAGGUGGACCUGCGGCGACACCGAGAGAGCCAGCACAACCUUAAGUGAAGUCCUUUUCCAGAGCCGGCGCUCAGCGACCCAGUCCAGGAACGGGUAUUCCCUCCCCUCAUCCUGGUCUUCUCUCUUCCACUGCUUGGCUUAGGGCACAUGCCCUGGUUAAAUGCCUAUCUACUGCCCACAUUCCCUGGGGUCAGGUACAGCUCUGUCGUUUACCCUGGUAUAGCUGUACACACCCAGACCCUCCCGUAUCCUCCGUAGCUGGCCAAGAACAGAGGCAGAGUGAGUGCCCAGUGUCUGACCUGGUUACAGGCAUGAGGCCAAGCCCCAGAGCAAUGUCUCUGAAGUCUCACCUCUGAAUUUACACUGGGUACAGAAAUUGCCCAUCCUGUCUGCUAGCAAUGUGGGGGGACUUCCAGGCUAAGAGCACCAACGGGCCAGCAAUCUGUGCCAAGAUGGCUCUAUAACCACAUGCUGCUUUGGUGGUUAGGAAGAUAAUCCCAGGGCAUGCAAAUCAGUUGCAUUCAGUGAGCUGUGCUCAGCUUAGGCAAGGCCCCUGCAAACUUUCUCAGGGCAUGUGUUUUGGGCACAGACACCUCAGCUCCCCUUCUUCUGCCAGGGCUUUUAUUGUGAAUAGGUGAAAAAAAAAAUCUAUUAUUACAUUUUUAUUUUGGAGCUGGAGGGAGAUACUGAAAAAUCAGGCCCUAGCUACCCAACUGGGUACCACCAGGUUAACCGCGUGGACCUCGAAGAUACUUGGUGCUCAGGGGGAAGCGUGUUUCUUAUCAUUCUCAUACAUGAGGAAGUGGAUACCUCCAUCUAUCUGUGCAGUUGUUGUACCUAUCAACAUAGCAUGUGAUAACCUUACAAGCAUUAGAAAAACAAUGUAGCAUUGUCUUCUCCUUCCGUUCUGGUCCAGUGGUUAAAGCAAAGGACUUGGAACAAGAGAUACUGGUCUCUCCUGGGCUCUUCUUGAUCUUGGGCAAGCCACAACACUCAUUUCUGCCUUGGUUUCCCCAUUUGUAAAAGAGAGUGGGUAUCACACCAUCUCAGGGGAGUUGUGGCAAUUAAUUAAUUCAGGUUCCUUAAGCACUCUGAGGUCCUCAGAGGGAAGACACUAGAGCAGGGCAAGGGAUUAUUAUUAGUAGCAGUAGUAGUAUUAGAAAGAUAAGAGCCUACAAACGAGCAACGUAGUGCCAUACUGGCCAAAUCAUCUGUUGCUAUGUUCCAGGAAAUGCAGGGAACGUCUACAGGAAAUAAGGUGGUGCCAUGCUGAACUAUUCAAGCUUGCUCAGGGACUGGCCACAAUGAAGCCACAUUAGCAAGGUGUUUCAUUCAACUUAUAUACCCUGCUUCUUAGUUGGGGUAAAUAGCUCUCAUAAAGUGCUGCACUAAUGUAUCUAUACUGCUCCCAACACCUGGGAUGUGCCUAGUCACAUAUUCAGUGCCAAAUGGUGACAUCCCUGGGACCUGGCUUGAGUGUAGCCUCCCUUGCUUUACCCCUUAACAUGGGGGAGUGUAAAGACACCCUACUGCGACUGCCAUUACACAGAGAAAAGAGGUCAUGCAAGUGAGCCAGUUCACUUACUGUCAGGAAGAAAAGGGGCAAAUCCUGCUUUUGGUAAUACCCGUGUUAAACGAAAAUAAUUUUCCGGACUCCAGUACGGGUUCUCUUUUGUUUCCCCUCCUUGCUUUUCCCUUGUACACUGUAAAUACAUAUUUAUACUUAUUGUAAUGUUUAUUUUUAUAGGACUGUAACAACUUGUACAGAUGUGAUAGCGUCUGUCUGGGAUAUCUGAAUUCUGUAUAUUAAAAAUGCCCAUUUCAAGGCUG